This is a messenger RNA of Fomitopsis serialis, 612 nucleotides long. RefSeq lists its product as uncharacterized. The coding region runs from base 1 to 612 and encodes 203 amino acids. The record is from RefSeq and is a predicted model, not a curated record. NCBI's taxonomy places the organism in Eukaryota, Fungi, Basidiomycota, Agaricomycetes, Polyporales, Fomitopsidaceae. The transcript is spliced from 2 exons.
AUGGGGGACGACAUGUUCGAUCGGCUACGGUUCCUACGGGAACUGUCAAGAAGCAAAUACUAUUGUGCGCUGUUGGAAGUCAUUGCACCGUUGGUACGCUUCCGCAUUUCACACGCCGGAUCUUGGCAUACGACCAAGACUUGGGAAUGGGGUAUGUGGUCCUACCGCAAGUCUCAUUGCCCGCCCGCUGUCCACACGAACGCAACCGAGAUCAGAGCAUUCAAGUCGUGGCUCACCCGGAUAACGACGAGCAUGAAGGACACUUCCAUCAGUGUCGAUGAGGCACUGACCGUCGCCCUGACCAUAGGAAUGCUGCUGCACGAUCUAGAAAUGGCGUUAUCGAGUAAUCGCGAUAAGUACAAUUUGCCGGAACAUGUACUUCAGACACUCCACGACCAUGAUUUCGUCAAGGAGCGCCUCCUUUAUGCCUGCAAGGCAUUGGCUCGAGAAUGGCGGGAGGUUCCUCAGCGGACGAAGCGACUUAUGAAUCCUCCGGGCACCGGAUCCGAUGCUUCCGCAAUCGGCGCGAGGAUCAGGAAGCGUGGCCGCAAAGGGGUGCAUGGGUCUCCUAAGGAGGAGCAGCGGGUUACCAAAAAGCUUCGCCGUGGUUAG